This is a messenger RNA of Parnassius apollo (apollo), 12990 nucleotides long. The record is from the annotation of a GenBank genome assembly. Lineage: Eukaryota; Metazoa; Arthropoda; Insecta; Lepidoptera; Papilionidae.
AUGGAAGAAGAUAAUGUAACACCCUCCUCUUCGAUUUUAAAUUCAGCAAGUAAAGACAGAAAAUACGUGCAAAAAUUUAAAACUUCUUGGCUGGAGCAUCCUGAUUUUAAGUCUUGGCUGAAGAAACCUGAUAAAGGAAAUGGAAGAUCCUAUGAGGCCUUGAAACUUAAAAUGAUGAACACCAUGGCUCCAGGGGGUCCGGGUGAUCCUCAUACACAAAUGAAUACAUAUAGAAGUUAUGUGACCAUGUUAGCUGAUCCAGGUGCUAAAGACGAAAUCAAACUUAAAGCAGCUCAAGAACUUAGCGAAAAUUUUGAAGUCAUUCUGAGUUCAUCUCAAUAUCCUCAAUUUCUGGACCAUUCACUCAAAAUUUUUUUAAAAAUACUACAAGAAGGUGAGCCUCAUUUCAUUGCCGAGUAUAACAUUCAACAAGUAAGAAAACUUAUUCUGGAAAUGAUACACCGCUUACCAAUCAGUGAGACAUUAAGGCCCUAUGUCAAAAGCAUCCUUAUCCUGAUGUUAAAGUUGAUGGAGAUAGAAAAUGAGGAGAAUGUGUUGGUUUGUUUGAAGAUAUUCAUGGAGUUGCACAAACAAUACAGACCUCCUUACAGCGCCGAAGUUGAUAUACACAAAUUCCUACAAUGGGUGAAAGGAAUUUAUUCUGAUUUGCCUAAUCAUUUACCCAAAAUUUUUGAACCCAAACCUACUAUACGAGUAAAAGAUCUAUCAGAGGUGAACAUAGAGCAACUAUUGCAAGAGACAUAUACCACUACGCCCAUACACACAGAAAAAAAAUUACUUGAUGGCAGUGUUGUUACUUAUAAUCUUAUUCCUAGAUCAGUAUUAUCAUUAAAAGUAAUACAAGAACUACCAAUUAUCGUUGUACUAAUGUAUCAACUAUAUAAACAGAAUGUGCAUCAAGAAGUAAGCAAUUUUAUACCUCUCAUUAUGGAAACUAUAACUUUACAACCAGCUGCUACCCACAGGCAAUCAGCAUCUUUUAAUAAAGAAGUUUUUGUUGACUUCAUGGGUGCACAAAUCAAAACAUUAGCAUUUCUAGCUUAUAUUAUAAGGAUAUAUCAAGAUACAAUAGCUAAUCAUGCUAACUUGAUGGUCAAAGGAAUUAUUGGUCUUCUAACUCUGUGUCCACCAGAAGUAGCACACCUUAGAAAAGAAUUAGUAAUAGCAACACGACACAUUUUGGCUACAGAUCUAAGGCUAAAGUUUGUUCCUUACAUGGAGCGUUUGUUCGACGAGGACGUAUUGCUAGGCGGCGGUUGGACGGUGCAUGAGUCGCUGAGGCCUCUGGCCUACUCAACUCUAGCUGAUCUAGUACAUCAUGUCCGGCAACAUCUGCCUCUGUCUGAUCUCGCUAUUGCUGCUCAUUUAUUUUCCAAGAAUGUACAUGAUGAGUCUCUGCCUACUAGCAUUCAGACUAUGUCGUGCAAGCUGCUGCUGAACCUGGUGGACUGCAUCCGGCAGCGGUCGGAGAGCGAGGGCGCGGCGGGCGGCGCGCAGCCGCAGGGCCGCCAGCUGCUCAUGCGCAUCCUCGAGGUCUUCGUGCUCAAGUUCAAGACCAUCUCCAAACUGCAGCUGCCUGCUCUGAUGGCGAAGUGCAAACAAACGACCCCGGCGCUAAAUGGCACAAAUGGAACUACUCCGAGCACACCAACCACAUCUGCGCCGAGUACUUCGUCUCCUGAAGUGAAAAUAGAAGACGAUAAACAUUCAGUGGACUUCCUCGAUAGCAUCAACAGAGCCGAAGAGAAAUCGAAAAUAGGUUUCCCUAGUUCGCAGAUGAGCAACCUCAAUGUCGGCGACUAUAGGACUUUGGUUAAAACACUUGUGUGUGGAGUGAAGACUAUUACAUGGGGAUGUGCGUCUUGUAAAAGCUCGAGCGGAGGCGACGGCGGCGCGGCGGGCGCGGCGGCGGUGGCGGGGGUGUCGGGGGCGGCGGGCGCGGCGGCCGCGGCGGCGGGCACCAUCGCGGGCCAGAAGCAGCUGAGCGCGCGCGAGACGCUGGUGUUCAUCCGGCUGGUGCGCUGGGGGCUGCAGUCGCUCGACAUCUACACGCUGGCGGCGCCGCGCGCGCCCGCGCACCCCCCCGCGCAGCCGCACGUGCGCUCCAAGGAGGAGAAGGAGGUGCUCGAGCACUUCAGCGGAGUCUUUUCCAUGAUGAAUCCUCAAACAUUUCAAGAGAUUUUUACUGCGACGAUUUCUCAUAUGGUAGAAAGAAUCAACAAAAACAUGACACUACAAAUAAUUGCAAACACCUUUCUGUCUAAUCCGGCCACGUCUCCUAUUUUCGCAACUGUUUUGGUGGAAUAUUUACUAAAAAGAAUGGAAGAAAUGGGCACGAACAUCGAAAGGUCAAACUUAUACCUCAGGCUAUUUAAACUGGUGUUCGGUUCAGUUAGUUUAUUUCCAACAGAAAAUGAACAAAUGUUACGACCGCAUUUGCAUAGCAUCGUGAACAAAGCAAUGGAUUAUGCCAUGACUGCUAAGGAACCAUACAACUACUUUCUGUUAUUGAGAGCUCUUUUCCGGUCAAUAGGAGGGGGAAGCCACGAUUUACUUUAUCAGGAAUUUUUGCCAUUACUGCCCAACCUUUUGGAAGGUCUCAAUCGUCUUCAAAGUGGCCUACAUAAGCAACACAUGAAGGACCUAUUUGUGGAGUUGUGUUUAACAGUACCUGUCAGAUUAAGCAGCCUGUUGCCCUAUUUGCCGAUGCUCAUGGAUCCUUUAGUAUCCGCACUAAAUGGUUCUCAUACCUUGAUAUCACAAGGUUUACGUACUCUAGAACUCUGUGUCGACAACUUACAGCCAGACUUUUUAUAUGAACACAUACAACCAGUUAGGGCAGAUCUUAUGCAGGCGCUUUGGAGGACGUUGCAAAACAAUGAGGUUGCUAGGAUAGCGUUCAGAGUUCUCGGGAAAUUCGGUGGUGGCAAUAGAAAAAUGAUGAUUGAACCUCAAAGAUUGGAGUACCGCGAGACAGAUGCGCCCCCACCUGCAGUGCAGGCCUAUUUCCAGGAUCAACCAAAACCAAUAGACUUCGAAGUAGAUAAAGUAAUAGAAACAGCCUUUUCUGCUCUAAAGUCCAGUACAACUGAUCCAUUUUAUCGCCGCCAGUGCUGGGAAGUGCUUCGUUGUUAUUUAGCAGCUUCAUUGAAUUUAGAAGAUGACAAGGCAACGCUCCAGAAGCUGUUCAAUCAUCCAAGCUUUGUUGAGGGUAAAAUACCACCGCAAAAUGGGCCUUACUAUAAAUGUUCCAAUACAGUUGUUAGAAAUACUCAUCGAACAGCUUUAACCGGUAUGUUCGUUGCCGCAGCCAUCAAGGAAUUGAGACAGCAUGUUCUUCCGACGAUGGUAUCGCUUGUACGUCAUUAUACUUUGGUAGCGAUUGCUCAGGAAGCUGGUCCUUUCGCCGGCUCAGGGGGCCCUAAAGAAGGUCUUGAUGCGUUAGUUUUAGUGGAUGCAAUUGCUGUAGUUAUGGGACACGAAGAAAAAGAACUCUGUAAGCCUGGGCAUUUGGCUUUGGUUCUUAUGAUUGAGACUGCAGGCACUGUUCUUGGCAGUAAGGAACGUGCUUGCCGCUUACCAUUGAUGGAAUAUCUCGCAGAAAGAAUGUCAUCACUUUGCUAUGAACGAGCUUGGUACGCGAAGUUGGGCGGAUGUAUAGCUGUGAAAUUCAUGUUUGAGAAGAUGGCGCCAGAGUGGGUUUAUAAGCAUGUCUUUACGUUCCUGAAGGCCGUACUGUUCGUGAUGAUGGACUUGACGGGCGAAGUAUCGUCGGGUGCUAUCGAUAUGGCCACUAUAAAUUUGGAGCGUCUUGUUCGCGUGUGCGUGUCUGGACCUAGUGGGCAAGGGCUAGAACCUGAAGGAGAUGUUGCUGCAGCAAAGGCUCGUGCUCUUCACGAUGUCUUACAGGAAUUGGUACUUCAAAUUACAAGUCCCCAUUUGCUUGUUCGUCAACAGGCAAUGAAAUCGUUGGAACUCAUAGCGGAAUUACAAAAUAAAACAGUAACAGAAGUAAUGGAUCCUCAUAGAGAGGCGAUAGCGGAUAUCAUACCGCCGAAAAAGCACUUGUUGCGGCAUCAGCCUGCUAACGCACAAAUGGGUCUCAUGGAUGGAACCACAUUCUGUACAACGCUAAAACCGCGACUUUUUACAAUAGAUCUGAACAUAAAUGAGCACAAGGUGUUCUUCCGCGAGCUGCUGUCUUUGUGCGAAGCUGAGGACGGCAUGCUAGGCAAGUUACCGUGCUACAAGGGCGUCAACCUGGUGCCGCUGCGCGCGUCCGCCUUGCGUGCGCUGGCCGCCUGCCACUACAUACAGGAGAAGCACUGCCGCGAGAAGAUAUUCCAGGUGCUCUACAAGUCGCUCGAGAAGAAUGACCCGGAGCUGCAGCAGGCUGGAUUUGAAUGCAUGCAGAAAUUCUUAGCGGGCUUCCAAAUCGAUAUGGAAAUGGUUCAUCCAGUAAUGAGACCAUUACUACUAACGCUUGGCGAUCACCGCAAUCUAAGCGUGAACGGAGCUAAACGACUCUCAUAUCUCACACAAUUAUUCCCCUCUACGUUUAGUGAGAAGCUCUGUGAGCAGUUAUUACAAUUACUGAAGAAACUGUUGGAUUAUUCUAUACAAACAAAUAGAGGGGGUAACUUCCUACAAAGUGUUUCGAAAAACAUGGAAAAUGAACAGAAGAUAAUAAUACUUAUUGGAAUAUUCCAUCAAAUUCCUGCUGCGUCGCCGCGUUUUAUAGAUGUUCUGUGCCGUCUGAUAUUACAUACAGAAAAAUCAUUAAUGAUUGAGGCUGGCUCACCAUUCAGAGAACCCUUAGUUAAAUUUCUUUUAAGGUAUCCAAAGGAGACACUAGACCUUAUUAUGAGUGAUAACAACAUUAAAGAUCAACAAUGGAGUCGAUUCCUCGUGUUUCUGGUCAAGCACUCAGAAGCAGGCCCUGCUUUCCGUGAAGCGCUACAGACAUCCAAGAAGACUCGUCUCUUGCAACUACUGGCGGCGAACAGUGGAGGCGCUGCCGCUUCCAUACCGCAGGCUGACAGAGCCGAGAUGCAGUUCCAAGCUAUAAGAGUUAUCUCUUUGCUUAUUAAAUAUGAUGACCAAUGGCUCUCGACUCAACAUGAUCUAAUAGAAUUACUUAAACGUAUUUGGUGCAGUGAUCAAUACCAUGAAAUUCACAAGAAAGUAGAGAAUGUCGACUGCACACAUUGGAAAGAACCUAAAUUAAUAGUGAAGAUAUUAUUGCACUACUUCUGUCACCAUCCAUCUAAUAUAGAUUUGUUGUUUCAACUACUGCGUGCUCUGUGCGACCGAUUUGUACCAGAUUUCCAGUUCCUUCGCGAUUUCCUUGAAAAUACAGUAGCGCAAAAUUACACUGUGGAAUGGAAGCGCUCGGCAUUCUUCCGCUUCGUAGAACAUUUCUCCAGUGACGCCAUGUCGCAAGAUCUAAAGGCCAAAGUAUUACAAAUGAUUUUGAUACCUUGCUUUGCGGUCAGCUUCGAGAAGGGUCAAAAGAUUGUCGGUGGGCCCCCUGCGCCGUACCAAGACAAUCCAGACAAUGUUGUCUCUGUGUUUAUUAAUAAUGUGAUCGACCCGGAGAACCCGUUCGCGUGCUCGGACGCGGUGCGCAUCUCGCUGCUGCAGUUCGCGUGCCUGCUGCUGGAGCAGGCGUCGGCGCACAUCCACGACGCCAACAAUAAGAAGCAGGGCAACAAGCUGCGCCGCCUUAUGACCUUCGCCUGGCCGUGCCUGCUCGGCAAGAACUACGUCGAUCCUGCGACUAGGUAUCAUGGACACUUACUGCUGAGUCAUAUCAUCGCGAAAUUUGCGAUCCAUAAGCGGAUUGUCUUGCAAGUAUUCCACAGCCUGCUGAAGGCGCACGCGGUGGAGGCGCGCGCCGUGGUGCGCCAGGCGCUGGAGAUCCUCACGCCCGCCAUGCCGCAGCGCAUGGAGGACGGCAACACCAUGCUCACGCACUGGACCAAGAAGAUCAUCGUCGAGGACGGACACUCUGUACAGCAGCUCUUCCACAUACUGCAGCUUGUCGUCAGGCAUUACAAGGUAUACUACCCGGUGCGGCACGCGCUGGUGGGGCACAUGGUGGCGGCCAUGCAGCGGCUGGGCUUCUCGGCGACCGCGUCGCUGGAGCACCGGCGCCUCGCCGUGGACCUGGCCGAGGUCGCGCUCAAGUGGGAGCUGCAGCGCCUGCGCGACCAUGCGCACGACGACACCGUCGUGGCGACUUCACCGAGCGGCGCGAUGAAGCGCGUGUCGGCGGACGAAGGCGGCGGGGAGUCGCGCAAGGCGCUGAACACGGGCUGGGCCAGCCCGCAGGCCAGCUCCUCGCGCCUCGAGCCCGACGCCGCCAAGCCGCUCGACCGCGCGCACGUCGACGUCGUCGUCAAUCUGCUGCUGCGCCUCGCCUGCCAGGUGAACGAGGGCAGCGUGGCGGGCGCGGGUGCGGGCGCUGCGGGCGGCUCGCCGGGCGAGCAGCUGUCGCGCCGCUGCGUGCUGCUGCUCAAGACCGCGCUCAAGCCCGACCUCUGGCCGCACCUCUGCGAGCCCAAGCUCGCCUGGCUCGACAAGGUGUUCUCUACGGCGGACAGCAAUGCGGCGGCUUGCGCGAACGCAUGCACGGCGCUGGAGCUGCUGGCGUUCCUGCUGGGCGUGCUGCGGCGCGAGCAGUGCCUGGCGGCGCUCAAGCCGCUGCAGCGUGGCUUGGCCGCCUGCGUCGCCUCGUCCAACGCCAAGGUGGUGCGCCUCACGCACAACCUGCUCGCUAAGCUCACCGCGCUAUUCCCCACCGAGCCCUCCGGCGCCGCGCAGGCCUGCAAGUACGAGGAGCUGGAAACGCUGUACGCGUGCGUGAGCAAGUACGCGUUCGAGGGGCUGGCAACGUACGAGAAGUGCGCGGCGGGCGGGGGUGCGGCUGCGGGCGGCGCGGCGGCGGGCACGGGCGCGGGGGCGGCGGCGGGCGGCGCGGGCGCGCUGCUGGGCCCGCUCAUGAUGCUGAAGGCGUGCUGCGCGUCGAGCGCCGGCUACGUAGACCGGCUGCUGCUGCCGCUCAUGCGCGUGCUACAGCGCAUGCUGCGCGACCACGUCGCUCCCAACCCGGACCCCGCCGUCUCCGACCUGCUCAUUUUAGCAUUAGAUCUUCUCAAAGCACGAGUGUCUGUUAUGCCUGUUGAUACAAGAAAAACAUUUAUUGGAACAGUUCUAGUUGGGCUCAUUGAAAAGACUACCGAUGCUAAGGUAAUGAAGGCCAUCAUUCGCAUGGUGGAGGAGUGGGUGAAGUGGCGCGGGGUGGCCGUCACCGGAGCCGCGCCAUCACUUCGCGAAAAGUCUAUAUUACUUGUCAAGCUUAUGCAAUAUGUCGAAAAACGAUUCCCUGAUGACCUAGAGCUCAACGCACACUUUCUGGACCUGAUUAAUUAUGUCUACAGAGACGAGCAUUUGAAAAUGACCGAACUGUCAAUGAAGCUGGAGCCCGCAUUCCUGGCUGGGCUGCGUUGUCCUCAGCCACACAUCCGCGCAAAAUUCUUCGAGGUGUACGACCAGAGCGUGCGCCGCCGUAUAUUCGACCGCCUCCUCUACAUCAUCUGCUCACAGAACUGGGAGCACAUUGGCCAGCACUACUGGAUUAAACAGUGCCUUGAAUUGCUUCUUGUUACAUGUGUUUCUAGCACUCAAAUUCGACUAUCCAAUUCCAAAUAUCUUCUUCCUAAUAUAUCUGCAGUUAUUAAUUUAGCAGACAGUGAGGAUCGCAAGUCUUUUGUUAUAUUCAGUAAUGUAAAAGAGGAGUCUGCUGAUGGCUUUAGUGACACCAUAGAUCCAGAUAAAGAAGAUGUACUUGAUAUGGACUUGGACUCGAGCUCAAAUCAAAAAGAAGAAUUAACAAAGAAUGUACCAAACAGACAAAGAGCACUAAACCAGAUAGUGGCGAAGCAAUCUGAGUUUUUGGAGCUGGCCCGACGAGUGCGCACGGAGCAGCUGGUGGCGGCGGCGGCGCAGCUGUGCCACAUGGACGACGCGCUGGCGCACCACUCCUGGCUGCGCCUGCUGCCCAAGCUGUGGGCCGCGCUCGACGAGCGCCAGCUGGGGACGGUGAUGAAUGAAAUUGUACCAUUCAUUAUCUCAGGUGUGCAUGUCAUACAACGAGAUCAACCACUCAGUGCGCUUAACACAUUUAUUGAAGCUUUAGCUCGUUGUAAUCCGCCUAUUACGAUAAAACCCCCUAUGAUGAAAUAUCUCGGCAAAACACACAAUCUUUGGCAUCGAAUGACUUUGAAUCUCGAACAAAUGGCUAUUGAACAAGCAAAUGGUCGAGGUAAUCGUGAACAAAUGGAAAUCUACGAUUACGACACUGAAACCACUACACCUACGGACAUUCUUGACUCAUUAAGCGAUAUGUACGAACUUUUACAAGAAGAGGACAUGUGGUCUGGGUUAUGGCUAAAACACGCACGGUAUCGUGAGACGAAUGUCGCUAUCGCGUAUGAACAGCAAGGUUUUUUCGAACAGGCACAGGCCGCGUAUGACGUCGCUAUGGCAAAACUCAAACAGGAAUACACCGCAAACCCUUCAUCCUACAAUAUGCACAAGGAAUGCACACUAUGGACACAGCAUUGGAUCAAAUGUGCUAAAGAGUUGAAUCAGUGGGACUCAUUGCUUGAAUUAGGCCUUACAAGGAGCGUCCGUGACCCGUUUUUGAUUCUAGAGAGCUCGUGGAGAAAUCCUAACUGGCCGACAAUGAAAGAUGCUCUAGCGGAGGUGGAAUAUAACUGUCCUAAAGAAUUAGCGUGGUUGGUGAACCUGUACCGCGGGUACCUGUGCAUCUGCGCGGGCGGCGAGCAGCAGCUCGGAGGUGUGGAGCGGCACGCGGAGGCGGCCGCGGCGCAGUGUCUGCGCGAGUGGCGCCGCCUGCCGCGCGUCGUGUCGCACGCGCACCUGCCGCUGCUCCGCGCCGCGCAGCAGCUCAUGGAGCUCAGCGAGGCCGCGCAGAUACACACCGUACGUAUCUACAUACCUACGUACCUCGGUACCGCAGUGCUGCGCGAGUGGCGCCGCCUGCCGCGUGUUGUGUCGCACGCGCACCUGCCGCUGCUCCGCGCCGCGCAGCAGCUCAUGGAGCUCAGCGAGGCCGCGCAGAUACACACCGUACGUAUCUCCGUACCUACGUACCUCGGUACCGCAGCGCUGCGCGAGUGGCGCCGCCUGCCGCGUGUUGUGUCGCACGCGCACCUGCCGCUGCUCCGCGCCGCGCAGCAGCUCAUGGAGCUCAGCGAGGCCGCGCAGAUACACACCGUACGUAUCUACGUACCUACGUACCUCGGUACCGCAGCGCUGCGCGAGUGGCGCCGCCUGCCGCGUGUCGUGUCGCACGCGCACCUGACGCUGCUCCGCGCCGCGCAGCAGCUCAUGGAGCUUAGCGAGGCCGCGCAGAUACACACCGUACCGCUGCGCGAGUGGCGCCGCCUGCCGCGUGUCGUGUCGCACGCGCACCUGCCGCUGCUCCGCGCCGCGCAGCAGCUCAUGGAGCUCAGCGAGGCCGCCCAGAUAAACACCGUACGUAUCUACGUACCUACGUACCUCGGUACAGCAGCGCUGCGCGAGCGGCGCCGCCUGCCGCGUGUCGUGUCGCGCGCGCACCUGUCGCUGCUCCGCGCCGCGCAGCAGCUCAUGGAGCUCAGCGAGGCCGCGCAGAUGCACACCGUACGUAUCUACGUACCUACGUACCUCGGUACCGCAGCGCUGCGCGAGUGGCGCCGCCUGCCGCGUGUAGUGUCGCACGCGCACCUGCCGCUGCUCCGCGCCGCGCAGCAGCUCAUGGAGCUCAGCGAGGACGUGCAGAUACACACCGUACGUAUCUACGUACCUACGUACCUCGGUACCGCAGCGCUGCCCGAGUGGCGCCGCGUGUACGUACCUACGUACCUCGGUACAGCAGCGCUGCGCGAGUGGCGCCGGCUGCCGCGUGUCGUGUCGCACGCGCACCUGCCGCUGCUCAGCGCCGCGCAGCAGCUCAUGGAGGUCAGCGAGGCCGCGCAGAUACACACCGUACGUAUCUACGUACCUACGUACCUCGGUACAGCAGCGCUGCGCGAGUAUCGCCGCCUGCCGCGUGUCGUGUCGCACGCGCACCUGCCGCUGCUCCGCGCCGCGCAGCCGCGCAGAUACACACCGUACGGACUCCUUCACAGCCGACCAACGUCGCUGCACGACAUGAAGGCGAUCGUGAAAACGUGGCGCAAUCGGCUUCCAGUGGUGGCCGACCCGCUGUCGCACUGGGGCGCCAUAUUCACCUGGCGACAGCACCACUACCAGUUCAUCGCCUCCCACUACGACUCGCAGACGGACCACGCCUCUAACCACAGCAUGCUAGGCGUACACGCUAGCGCACAGGCAAUAAUUCAUUUCGCAAAAAUAGCAAGAAAGCAUAAUCUGUCUGGCGUAUGCCUUGACUCGUUACAUCGAAUAUACACCAUACCGAGUGUUCCAAUAGUAGACUGCUUCCAGAAAAUACGACAGCAAGUGAAAUGCCAUAUUCAAAUGUCGUGGACAGAAGGAAAAGAUGAAUUAACGGAGGGUUUAGAGAUGAUUGAAUCUACCAACUUCAAAUAUUUCACAAAAGAGAUGACUGCUGAGUUUUAUGCGUUUAAAGGUCUCCUUUUAGCUCAAUUAGGACGUUCUGAAGAUGCGAACAAAGCCUUCGCGGCGGCUGUACAAUUGCAUGAUACGCUGGUGAAGGCAUGGGCUCUCUGGGGUGACUAUUUGGAACAAAUAUUUAUAAGAGAUCCGCGACAGAUUACUGUUGGAGUAUCAGCAAUGACUUGUUUCUUGCACGCUUGUCGACAUCAGAAUGAAUCAAAAUCGAGAAAAUACUGCGCCAAGGUUUUGUGGAUGUUGAGUUUCGACGACGACAAAAACAGUCUAGCUGAGGCACUAGAUAAGUAUUCAGUAGGAGUCCCCCCUGUGCAGUGGCUUCCGUGGAUACCGCAGCUGCUUGCCUGCCUUGUGCAGUACGACGGCAACGUUAUUCUGAACCUUCUUAGCCAUGUGGGGCGCCUAUAUCCGCAAGCGGUAUAUUUCCCGAUUCGCACAUUAUACUUGACACUCAAGAUCGAGCAACGUGAGAGACAUAAGAGCGCCGAGAACUUAGCCGCGCAUCUACCUCAUCAGCAGGGCGCUGCUGCUGCUGGCGGGCGCGGCGGGGGCGAGGCGGCGGGCGAGGCGGGCCCCAUCAAGGCGACGCUACCCAUGUGGCGCUGCUCCAAGAUCAUGCAGCUGCAGCGUGAGAUACACCCCACCGUGCUCUCCUCACUCGAGGGAAUCGUCGACCAGAUGGUGUGGUUCCGCGAGAACUGGUACGAGGAGGUGCUGCGGCAGCUGCGCGCGGGGCUGGCCAAGUGCCACGUGGUGGCGUUCCACCACCGCGCCGCCGUGGCCGACGCCACCGUCACGCCGCAUACGCUCAACUUCGUCAAGAAAGUCGUCUCCACCUUCGGCAUCGGCAUCGGCAUAAAAAGUGUUUCAACUUCUGUAAGUGGUGCAUUCUCUUCAGCUGCAUCGGAGAGUUUGGCGCGACGCGCCCAGGCAACUGUGCAGGACCCCGUCUUCCAGAAGAUGAAGACACAAUUCGCCGCUGACUUUGACUUCACACAACCCAACGCUAUGAAAUUACAGAAUUUAAUACAAAAGUUGAGGAAGUGGGUCAAGAUACUCGAGGCCAAAACAAAGGUUUUGCCCAAAUCAUUCCUCAUCGAAGAAAAAUGUAGAUUCUUGUCGAAUUUCAACCUAAAGACUGCUGAAAUAGAACUCCCUGGCGAGUUCCUGCUUCCAAAACAUACCCAUUACCACGUGCGAAUAGCGCGAUUUAUGCCUCGAGUCGAAAUAGUGCAGAAGCAUAACACGUCUGCGCGUCGUCUUUACAUACGAGGCCACAACGGAAAGAUAUACCCCUACCUUGUCGUCAACGACUCGGGAUUGGGCGAUGCGCGACGGGAAGAAAGAGUUCUGCAAAUGCUCAGGAUGUUAAACCACUACCUGGGUAAACAGAAAGAGACUUCUAGAAGAUUCCUUCACUUCACCGUGCCGCGAGUCGUCUCAGUCUCUCCGCAAAUGCGUCUUGUCGAAGAUAAUCCCAGCUCAAUAUCCUUGUUGGAUAUCUAUCGAACAGAAUGCGCUAACAGGGGCGUGGAAUACGAUGCCCCGGUGGCUCGGUACUACGAACGCCUGGCAGCGGUACAAGCUCGGGGCUCGCAGGCUUCCCAUCAGGUGCUACGUGACAUUUUGCGAGAGGUGCAAGCGACGAUGGUGCCGAAGGGCAUGGUGCGCGAGUGGGCGGCGGCGACGUUCGCGGCGCCCACCGACUACUGGACGUUCCGCAAGAUGCUCACGCUGCAGCUGGCGCUCGCCGCCUUCGCCGAGUACGUGCUGCACCUGACGCGCCUCAACCCCGACAUGCUCUACGUGCACCAGGACUCGGGACUGCUCAACGUCGCGUACUUCAAGUUUGACGUGGACGACACAACCGGCGAAUUAGACGGCAACCGGCCCGUCCCGUUCCGGCUCACGCCCAACAUCUCUGAACUGCUCACCAAUAUAGGCAUCACUGGACCAUUGACUGCCUCCGCAAUCGCCGUCGCUCGGUGCCUCGUCACACCUAACUUUAAGAUCCAAUCCAUUUUGCGGACGAUACUUCGCGACGAAAUGGUGACCGGUUAUAGGAAACGUUUGGAGGAUAAAUCCGGGUUGCCCACAGCUGGCACCUCGUCCGACAAUAAACCGAUGGAUAUGGACAACGAGACGAUAAUCAACAUGGUUAAUAAGGCCGUCACUGUAAUUAUGAACCGGCUCAACUCGCUCGCUUUGUUCGACGGCCCAGAUAGCAAAGUGGCCACUCUGGUCACAGCGGCCCACAGCCACGACAACCUGUGCCGAAUGGACCCGGCUUGGCAUCCCUGGCUUUAA